This is a messenger RNA of Vigna radiata var. radiata (mung bean), 692 nucleotides long. Its product is annotated as zinc-finger homeodomain protein 8. Gene Ontology annotation, biological process: regulation of DNA-templated transcription; regulation of developmental process. The record is from RefSeq and is a predicted model, not a curated record. The transcript has a single exon. NCBI's taxonomy places the organism in Eukaryota, Viridiplantae, Streptophyta, Magnoliopsida, Fabales, Fabaceae. The coding region runs from base 1 to 546 and encodes 181 amino acids. Gene Ontology annotation, molecular function: transcription cis-regulatory region binding; DNA-binding transcription factor activity. Gene Ontology annotation, cellular component: nucleus.
AUGCUAAGAAAGGUGUUGGGUUAUAUAGUUUAUGCACUCUGCGCUUGGAAGCAGAAAGAGAGAGAAAUGGAAGGAGGAUCUGGCGAGAAGUGGAAGACAAUCUACAGAGAGUGCUUGAGAAACCAUGCAGCCAGUCUGGGAAGCUAUGCCACCGACGGGUGUGGGGAGUUCACGGUGGACAGCGGGGGGCUGCAAUGCGUGGCGUGUGGGUGCCACCGGAACUUUCACCGGAAAGUGAAGUAUCCGGUCGGUCCGGAAAGUCCUGAAGCCAUGGAUUACGGUGGUGAGGGAGGGAGUAAGAAGCGGUUCAGGUCGAAAUUCAGCACAGAUCAGAAAGAGAAGAUGCUGGCGUUUGCGGAGAAAAUUGGUUGGAAGCUUCAGAGGAAGGAUCUGGAUGAUGAGAUUGAGAGGUUCUGCAGAAGCAUUGGAGUUAGUAGACAAGUUUUCAAAGUUUGGAUGCAUAACCAUAAGAACUCUUCUUCCUCUUCUUCUGCUUCAGCUUCAGCUUCAGCUUCCACAGGAAACAUCUCCUCCCUCACCCAUUAACACUGUAACACUAUAUAUUCCUUUCAUCUCAUCAUUUUCAAUCUCUGCACUUCUUGUAUUUUCUUUUUCUCUUUAAUUACCUCCACUUAUCAUCACCCCCUCUUCAUUUUCUUUUCACCUUAACCUAACUACAAACAUUAUCUAAA